Molecule: messenger RNA, 1626 nt
Organism: Lynx canadensis (Canada lynx)
Lineage: Eukaryota; Metazoa; Chordata; Mammalia; Carnivora; Felidae
Product: sterol-4-alpha-carboxylate 3-dehydrogenase, decarboxylating-like
Biological process (GO): steroid biosynthetic process
Molecular function (GO): 3-beta-hydroxy-Delta5-steroid dehydrogenase (NAD+) activity
Source: RefSeq, a predicted model, not a curated record
AUGGAACAAGCAUUUGGUGAGCCAAUGAGAGACCAAGUCACACGGACACAUUUGACAGAAGACGUUCCAAAUGCCACCAAGUGCACAGUGAUUGGAGGCGCUGGAUUCCUGGGGCAGCACAUGGUGGAGCAGUUGCUGGCAAGAGGCUACGCUGUCAAUGGAUUUGAUAUGCGGCAAGGGUUUGACAACCCCCCGGGGGGGGAAUUCUUUCCGGGUGACCUCUGCAACCAACAGGAUCCGUACCCAGCUCUGAAAGGUAUAAUCAGAGUUUUCCACUGUGCAUCACCCCCACCAUCCAGUAACGACAAGGAACUUUACAGAGUGAAUUACAUUGCAACCAAGAAUGUCAUUAAAACUUGCAAAGAGGCUGGGGUUUAGAAACUAAUUUUAACCAGCAGUGUCAUCAUCUUUGAGGGUGUCAACAUCAAGAAUGGAAUUGAAGACCUCCCUUAUGCCAUGAAACCCAUUGACUGUUACACGGAGACAAAAAUCUUAAAGGAGAGAACAGUCCUGGACCCCAGUGAUCCUGAGAGGAAAUUCGUAACCAUAGCCACUCGCCCUUAUGUCACUUUUGGCCCCAAAGACCCCCAGUUGGUCCCCAUCCUCAUCAAGGCAGCCAAGAAAGGCAACAUGAAGUUUGUGAUUGGAAACGGGGAGGACCUGGUGGGCUUCACCUUUGUGGAGAAUGUGGAGAACGUGGUGCACGGACACAUCUUGGCUGCAAAACACCUCUCCCAAGAUGCAGCCGUCAUUGGGAAGGCAUUUCACAUCACCAACGAUGAACCCAUCCCUUUCUGGACAUUCCUGCCCCACAUCCUGACAGGCCUCAACUACGAGGCCCCCAAGUACCACAUCCUGUGCUGGGUGCCCUACCACCUGGCCCUUCUGCUGUCCCUCCUGGUGACGGUGAUCAGUCCUGUCAUCCAUCUCCAGCCCCCUUUCACACCAAUGCGGGUCAUGCUGGUUGGCACAUUCCACCUAAGCUGUGAGAGAGCCAAACAGGUCAUGGGCUACCGGCCCCUAGUCACCAUAGAUGACACCAUAGAAAGGACUGUGCAAAACUGUCACCACCUAUGGAAGAUCGAGGGAGGCACCCCGGAAAUUGGGUCCUCUCACUGUGUGGCCUCCAACAAGAGAUUUAACCUUGUGAGCCUUCCUCUGAAAAAUGGGGCUAAGAAUGAUGAUACCUUCCUUGUGGGCAAAAUGAGAGAACUUCCAGAAGCAGGAAGCACCACGGGGAAGGUGCAGUGGAGGGGGGAACUUGGCGGUGGAGAACGGGUCCUCAAAGCCCAGCAGACUGCUGCGGAGACGGCACUGCCUGGCUGGUGCAGACAGCUCUGCAGAAUUAGGGAGGGCUUAGAAGGAACUGGAGAACAGACUGGAACAGUCACGGCUGCCAAAAGAGAGCAGCUGCUGCUGGCACUAGACUAUGAAGCUAAAUGUCCACAAGCUGGCAGUCUCCUAAUCUUGCUGGUAGAAAUUACAAAGCAUAAAGAACUAAGAGAAAUGUUUCGAGGAAAGCUCAAUAAGGCCAUAAAUAACAUUCAGAGACAGGCUUACCGCCCCCCACUUUCACCAUCAUUAAACCUGUCCAAUAACACGGAACGACAUUGCCACGGAUCAUAA